Molecule: messenger RNA, 1008 nt
Organism: Striga hermonthica
Lineage: Eukaryota; Viridiplantae; Streptophyta; Magnoliopsida; Lamiales; Orobanchaceae
Source: the annotation of a GenBank genome assembly
AUGGCUGCAGAGGCCGAAGAAAGCAGCUCGCCAAAACUCAUCGGUUUUCUGUCCUUACUCCUCCAGCGUGUGGCCGAGUCGAACGAUCUCAGAUGUGAGGCCCACACUCAGAAGAUCUCAUCGGUUUUCCACGGCCUCACGAGGCCCACAAUCUCCAUCCACAGCUAUCUGCAGAGGAUCUUCAAGUACGCGAACUGCAGCACGUCGUGCUACAUUGUGGCAUAUGUUUAUCUCGACCGAUUCACACACAGCCAGCCGGCUCUCAAAAUCGACUCUUUGAAUGUGCACAGGCUGCUUAUAACUAGUGUCAUGAUCUCUGCUAAAUUCAUGGAUGAAAUGUAUUACAACAAUGCAUAUUAUGCUAAAGUAGGAGGGAUGAGCACAAGAGAGAUGAACAUUCUUGAAGUGGAUUUCUUAUUUGGUUUGGGAUUUCAUUUAAAUGUGACCCCAUCAACUUUUCACUCUUAUUGUUCUCAUCUCCAAAAAGAGAUGAUGAUGAUGAUGAUGAUGCAGCCUCAGCCUCAGCUCAACAUUUCAGAGGACCCAGCCUGUUUCUUAUAUUUCCCAUCAUCAUCGUUGUCGUCAUCAUCGUCGUCAUCGUCGUCAUCAUCAAAAAACUUAAUCCAUUUGUGCUUUAAUGAAGAUGAAUCAUCAUCGCCUCACCAACAACAACAACAGCAACUUGCUGUCUUCGGAGAUGGGUUUUUGGGAAGGAAUGAAAUUGGGAAAAGGGCGGGCGAGACUGUGAAGAGAAAGAAAAUGGAUGCUGGUAGUGGCAGCGAGGUGGCCGCUGCAAUUCAGUCGUUGGGAGAAGGGUUUAUGAGAAUGGAGAAGGUGAAAAUGGAUAUGAGGAGGCAAAUUGAAGAGAUUAGGGUGGAGAUGGAGCUCAAGAGGACCCAAAUGAUCCUCGAGUCACAGCAGAGGAUUGUCGAGGCCUUUGCAAAGGCAAUUACCGAAACGAGUGCUAACAAGAAGCAGAAAAGGAUGCAUUCUAUGCCCGAUUGCUGA